CUAGUACGGCAAUUCAUCGGUUAUCGGUUCUUAACAUUUCGGCUUAACGUGCUUAAACUCAUUUAAAUUUAGACUCCACGCCAGCGACGGUGCCUGCAAUGACAACGCCCACGCGUGACACCCUGGAGAAAGCUCUGAAGAGCGACCAGAAGCUUGCGAAGGCAGCCACACAGAUAGCCAAGGAACUGACUUCCAAGGCGUACGACAUAUCUGAUCUGGCCCUCGCACUGGGCUUCGCCUUGUCCUCUCCGGACAUGGAGGAGCGAGUUGCCGGAACCAACCUGCUAUCCGCCGUAUUGAUAGCAAUACCGCAAGAUCUGCUUCAGGAGCGGCAGCUGGAGUUCCUAAUCUCAUUUUACAUGGACCGACUUCGCGACCAUCACAACGUAAUGCCAGCAAUCAUCGAUGGAAUCGACGCCCUAGUCCAUAUGAAAGCUAUACCGCACGCCCAGAUUUCCCUGAUUCUGGAGUCAUUCUUCGAGCAUACCACCUGCCAGUCGCAGACGCGGGGCGACCGCACCAAGCUGUUCCAUAUUUUUCGGUACCUGACGGCAAACUUUAAGGACGAGCUUCAGGCUAUGGCCGGUGACUUCGUUUACGGCCUGAUCAAUUCCAUUGACGGCGAGCGUGAUCCGCGCAACCUCGAUUUAAUUUUCAGUUUCAUGCCCGAGUUCUUGUCUACGUAUCCACUGCUGCAUUUGGCCGAAGAGAUGUUUGAGAUCUUUGCGUGUUACUUUCCAAUUGACUUUAAUCCCAGCAAGCAGGAUCCGGCGGCCAUAACCCGCGAUGAAUUAGCAAUGAAGUUAACCAACUGCCUGGUAGCAAACAACGAAUUUGCAGAGGGCACAGUGGUACUGGCCAUAGAAAAGCUGGAAAGUGAGCUGCUGGUUGCCAAACUGGACUCCAUAGAACUGCUGCACCAAGCUGCCUUGAAGUUUCCGCCUUCCGUUCUGGAGCCGCACUUCGACCAGAUCUGGCAGGCUAUAAAAACAGAGACAUUUCCGGGAAAUGACAAUGAGGAGAUAUUAAAGUCCUCCCUUAAGGCUUUGUCUGCACUCCUGGAGAGAGCUUCUCACAUACCCGAUAUAAGCCACAACUAUCAGAGCUCUAUUCUGGGCGUAAUCCUGCCGCACCUCAGCGAUGUCAAUCAGCGGCUCUUUCAUCCUGCCACCGGCAUUGCCUUAGUUUGCGUAUCGGGAGAUGCGCCCUAUGCAGCGGACAAAAUCCUCAACAGCUUUUUGCUCAAGCUUCAGGCCGCAGAUGCCAGCUCUGAACAACGAAUCAAGAUCUAUUACAUAGUUAGCCAAGUCUAUAAGCUGUCUGCGCUGCGUGGCUCUCUGCAGAAAUUGAACACCACGAUACGUGAGUCUGUGCAGGACGAUGUAAUCGCCUCCUUGCGCCUAAUCGAACAGGAAGAGUUUGAUGCCGAAAAGGAGGACUUGGAGUUGCAGAAGGCAGCCCUUUCCGUGCUAAAUGAAAGUGCUCCCGUUCUCAGUGAAAAACAACGCGCUUUGAUUUACAAAGCUCUGGUUCAGCUUAUCACCCAUCCGUCAAUCGACAUUGAUUUCACCACACUAACAAUCAGUCUUGGAGCCCUGCAACCGGUGGAAGUGCAGUCAAAUUUCAUUGAUGUUUGUGUACGGAAUUUCGAGAUUUUCUCCACAUUUGUCAAACGAAAGAUAUACACCAAUUUGUUGCCGCUCAUGCCUCAAAUAGCGUUUACUCAACGCAUUCUAGAUCUGGUUAUGACACAGACGUUUAACGAUAAUACUGCAGAGCCCGUGCGUUUAUUGGCCUUGGAAGCUUUAAACAAAUUGCUUCUUCUACAGGACCAGCGCUUUAUCGUGGACCUGCAGCAGGAAUCCAAUCUUCUUUACAAGCUUAUCGAAAUGGGCCAGAGGACCGAGGGUCUGUCUCUGCAGUCGCUAGAACAGAUUGCGGGUGCUUUGAGCCGUAUCACCCAGCAGCUCCCGCUCUCCGAACAGAGCGCUAUAGUAAGCGAGUACCUUCCUGGACUCAACCUGAGUCAAUCCGCUGAUUUGUACAUUACCAAGGGGCUCCUUGGCUACCUUCAUAAAGACAUAACCCUUGAUGAUCACUUUGAGCGGCUUUUGACCGAUUUGACACAGCUUUCUCUUAAUACGGAUAACGAACAGUUGCGUGUAAUUGCUCAUCAUCUGCUUUGUAGCAUGGUCAACAAGAUGGAGUGUAACCCAGCUAACCUAAGCAAGGUAAAAAAAAUCACGGAUCAGCUGAAAGUGGCAAUUAAAAAGGGCGAUGUGCGAGCUGUGGAGAUCCUUGCCUGGGUGGGGAAGGGAUUAGUAGUCGCAGGAUUUGAUGAGGCUGCCGAUAUUGUUGGCGAUCUCUCGGAUCUACUGAAACAUCCCAGCUUGAGCACUGCCGCUGCUUUAGGAUUUGACAUCAUUGCCGCCGAGUACCCGGAACUCGAUUUGCCCGUCGUUAAAUUCCUCUACAAGCAGAAGCUUUUCCACACUAUCAUGGGAAAAAUGGGCAGCAAACUGGCCAACUACUGUGUGCACCAUUUAAAGGCUUUUGUCUACGUACUAAAAGCCACGCCACAGGCGGUUAUUAAACUAAACAUUGAGCAGCUCGGUCCGCUGCUUUUUAAGAGCUUAGAGGAGCACAACGAGGCGCAUUCGCUGUGCAUUGCACUGGGCAUCUGUGAAAAGUUUGUGGCGCAGCAGGACACGUACUUCCAAGGGCACUUGGCCCACCUCAUACCCAGCUGCCUGGAGCUAUCAAAAUACAAGGCUCAACAUACAAUGCAAGUUCGAAUUGCGGCACUGCAGUUGCUUUACGAUGUUACCAAGUAUCCUACCUUCGUCCUGUUGCCCCACAAAGUGGAUGUUACUCUGGCUCUGGCCGCCGCCUUGGAUGAUCCCAAGCGACUGGUGCGGAACACUGCGGUUAAGGCCAGGAAUGCUUGGUACCUGGUCGGUGCGCCUAGUACAAAUUAGUAAAAUAACAAUCCCAUUCUUGUUAAUACUUGAAAUCCAAUAAGCGAACGCACAAAUUCUUCAUAA
Molecule: messenger RNA, 3044 nt
Organism: Drosophila santomea
Lineage: Eukaryota; Metazoa; Arthropoda; Insecta; Diptera; Drosophilidae
Gene: Mms19
Product: MMS19 nucleotide excision repair protein
Exons: 6
Coding region: 99-2978 (959 amino acids)
Biological process (GO): iron-sulfur cluster assembly
Cellular component (GO): cytosolic [4Fe-4S] assembly targeting complex
Source: RefSeq, a predicted model, not a curated record